This is a messenger RNA of Talaromyces proteolyticus, 1905 nucleotides long. RefSeq lists its product as uncharacterized. The transcript has 9 exons. Gene Ontology annotation, cellular component: nucleus; cytoplasm. The record is from RefSeq and is a predicted model, not a curated record. NCBI's taxonomy places the organism in Eukaryota, Fungi, Ascomycota, Eurotiomycetes, Eurotiales, Trichocomaceae. Gene Ontology annotation, molecular function: mRNA binding. Bases 1 to 1452 code for a protein of 483 amino acids.
AUGCAGCGUGAGAGAUCUCGUUCUCCACGGGGUGAUCGCUCUCGUCGUUCACGGAGUCCUCGUCGUUCGCGUCGCUCAUAUUCUUCUCGCAGCCGCUCUCGCAGCCGUGACGAGUAUCGCCGUGGUGACCGUAGAUCCAGAUCGCCUAUGAGUGGUGUGGGUGGCCCUUCUGGAGGUUCUGGUUACGGUGGACGUGGUGGGCCACCAUCAGGAAGAUCUUUUGAAGACCGCUCAGCAGCAAAAGAGCAAAUGAUGCAGUCGGUUCGCGACUCCUCUCAGCAGGACCGCAGGGUCUACGUUGGAAAUUUGUCCUACGAUGUGAAAUGGCAUCACUUGAAAGAUUUCAUGAGACAGGCUGGAGAAGUUCUCUUUGCCGAUGUUUUACUACUUCCGAAUGGAAUGUCGAAGGGCUGCGGGAUUGUGGAAUACGCAACGAGGGAACAAGCUCAGCAAGCAGUGAAUACCCUGAGCAACCAGAACCUCAUGGGACGACUUGUCUACGUGCGCGAGGACCGUGAAGCCGAGCCACGCUUUGCAGGACCACCAUCAGCAAGAGAAUUCAGCGGUGGUGCUGGUGGUAGAGGUGCUCCUGGUGGUGGCGGCGGCGGCGGCGGUGGUGGUGCAGGCCGACAACUCUACGUCUCCAACCUUCCCUUCAAUGUUGGCUGGCAAGAUUUGAAGGAUCUGUUCCGUCAAGCUGCUCAACAAGGUACUAUAAUCCGUGCAGACGUCUUGACCGACCCCAGCGGCCGCCCGAAAGGCUCCGGCAUUGUUGUUUUUGAAUCUGCAGAUGACGCCAACGUAGCCAUUCAGCAAUUCAACGGUUAUGAUUGGCAAGGAAGAAUUCUUGAAGUCCGCGAAGACCGUUAUGCAGGUGGAUCCGGAGGUGGGUUUGGCGGCCGUGGUGGGUUUGGCGGUGGGUUCGGUGGCCGUGGCGGCUUUGGUGGUCGCGGUGGCUUUGGCGGAAGAGGUGGUUUUGGAGGUGGCUUUGGAGGACGAGGUGGUUUCUCUGGCGGGGGCGGCGGCGGCGGCGGCGGCGGCGGCGGCGGUUUUGGUGGUGGCUAUGAUGCUCCUCCUCCACCUCCAUCUGGCCCUCCCAACCCUUUCACAGAUUAUGCAACCUCCGGAGGUGACAAGAGUGCGACUAUCUUUGUCCGUAAUCUGCCGUGGUCCACAUGUAACGAAGACCUCGUCGAUCUUUUCACCACUAUUGGAAAGGUUGAACGUGCCGAAAUUCAGUAUGAAGGUAACGGUCGUUCCCGUGGAACCGGCGUGGUCGAAUUCGACAGCGUAGAGACUGCUGAGACCGCAAGGUCCAAAUUCACUGGUUAUCAGUACGGCGGUCGUUCUUUAGGCAUCACGUUUGUCCGAUACGCUCAUCCUUCUGGGCCCGAAGAUGCAAUUGAUACAAGUGACAACGCCGGCGGUCUGACUCAAGACCAGAUGAUGUAAUUUUACUUCCAAAAGAUUCCCCAUGUAACUUUUUACUUUCUUGAUGUGGGUGAAACAGAUUCUUUCAAUGUCUGUCAUCUUGUGAGAAUAUUCAACUUGAUGAGCCGGCAACGUUUCUGAUUUAUCCGCAUUUCGGCCCUCUGGCACGUCGAAGGAAAUUUUUUUUUUUUUUCGAUUUGCAUUCAUCUACCACAUCGAGGGGAGGUGAAAUGAUGUCAAGGCCGAACUAGAAAGCCCAUGGUGCGUGUACGACUACUGGGAGUACUCAAUUGCUGGUCUUUUAGCUUUUCUUUUAUCUUUUUUUUGUUUCUUUUUUCUCUCGUCUAUUUUCGCUUUUAUUUUGCCGAAUAAAAAAAAGGUACAUGCACUUGGGUGGAAUAUGGAAGAAGAUAGGAAACAAAGUCAGUGAAUACAACGAGGUUUCAAUAACUCAUAAAACAAAUUAUACAUGUA